CACAGGCUUACAUUGCUUAUAGCCUUCGGAAAAGAGAUUUAUAAAAAGCCGGGACAUUGGCACCUUUGAGGUGUGUAGAUACAGACAAAACGCUUCCUACACUUUAACCGGAUUCAAAUAUACGUAUAUAUGUGCGUGUAUCCGUCUGUGUGUUAGUGUGUGUACUACGUGUAGUGUCUGUCAGUGAGCGCUCUCGGAAAAAAAGCUGUCAUCAAUCGCGGCGAUUUACUUCAGCUGGAAACGGUGGUGGGCUUAAGCAAAGAAAGAAAGAAAAGAAGAAAAAUGCGGAGCAUAAAAAAGCGGGCGAAAACUUUACAAAAACAAAUGCCAUUCACGCGCGUGUCUCCAAGACGAAGGAUAGCUCCAAUCGCAGCCAGCUCGAAACCUCGUAUUACGCUCGGCUUAUGGCUCACUUGACAAAGAGCUAGGAGAUAAUGGCACAUGGCGACAGCAGUUAGUAAAUGACAGGAUAUUAAGGCACAAUUAUUGAGCAAUCACAGGACAUGGCAGCCGCAACGUCAGCGACCCGUGAAUUCGUAGAGGGCUGGACUCUAGCGCAGACGCUAGGCGAAGGCGCCUAUGGCGAAGUCAAAUUGCUUAUCAAUCGCCAGACGGGAGAGGCUGUUGCCAUGAAAAUGGUCGACCUGAAGAAGCAUCCCGAUGCCGUGAUCUCAGUGCGCAAGGAGGUUUGCAUACAGAAGAUGCUACAGGACACACAUAUCUUACGCUUCUUUGGCAAACGCUCCCAGGGACAUGUGGAGUAUAUCUUUUUGGAAUAUGCUGCCGGUGGAGAGCUAUUCGAUCGGAUCGAACCUGACGUUGGCAUGCCGCAGCAUGAAGCACAGCGUUACUUCACCCAAUUGCUCUCCGGUCUGAACUAUUUGCAUCAGCGUGGCAUCGCCCAUCGAGAUCUGAAGCCUGAGAAUCUGCUACUGGACGAGCAUGAUAAUGUUAAAAUCUCCGACUUUGGAAUGGCCACUAUGUUUAGAUGCAAGGGACGAGAGCGUUUACUAGAUAAGCGCUGUGGCACCCUUCCGUACGUGGCGCCAGAGGUGCUAUUGAAGCCGUAUCACGCACAACCGGCGGACAUUUGGUCAUGUGGUGUCAUAUUGGUGACAAUGCUAGCGGGUGAACUGCCCUGGGAUCAACCUUCGGCCAGCUGCCCGGAAUUCAUCACCUGGAAGGACAACGAUCGCUGGCAAACGCAAACACCAUGGAGCAAGUUGGACACAUUGGCCAUAUCGUUGCUGCGCAAAGUGUUGGCCACCAGCCCAGGUGGGCGUCUGACGCUGGAAAAGAUCCUCGAUCACAAGUGGUGCAACAUGCAGUUCGCCGAGCAUGAUCGUUCCUAUGAUAUAGUCGACUCCGCCGCCGCUUUGGAAAUUUGCUCGCCCAAGGCGAAACGACAGCGGCUGCAGUCGAGCGCUCAUUUAAGCAAUAAUUUGGAUGAUUCCAUAUCGCGCAACUAUUGCUCUCAGCCGAUGCCCACAUUGCGCUGCGAUGAUGAGUUCGUGCCGCGAUCGCGCAAUUCCAAUGGCAAUGGCCAAGGAGCUGACGACGACAGACAGGCGCUGGCUCAAGAGGCACGGCUAACGUAUUGCUUCUCGCAGCCCGCCAUGCUGGACGAUCUGCUGCUGGCAACGCAAAUGAAUCAGACGCAACAGAGCGCAUCACAGAACUACUUCCAGCGCUUGGUGCGCCGCAUGACGCGGUUUUUCGUGACGACGCGCUGGGACGACACCAUCAAGCGGCUGGUGAGCACGAUCGAGCGCCUGGGUAGCUACACGUGCAAGGUCGGUGACGAUGGUGUCGUCACAAUCUCAACUAUUGAUAGACGUAAGCUUCGUCUAGUGUUCAAGGCUCACAUCAUUGAGAUGGAUGGCAAAAUACUCGUCGAUUUUCGACUCUCGAAGGGCUGUGGCCUCGAGUUCAAGCGGCGUUUCAUCAAAAUCAAACUUGCUCUCGAGGAUAUUCUAUUAAAGGGACCAACCACUUGGCCUAUCGCCAUUGCAACCAAUUCGGUGCCCUAGCUAUUACAAAUUAGGCUUAGAUGUAGUUUCUAAUACGCAUAUCACCUGGUUUACUAAUCAGACACUUUUUAUGUCACGUUUUUUAACAUCAUAUGUAGAAUAAGUACAUCGGAAAAAUCUUUUAGUUUUGUUAAAUGUUGAAAAGUAUUUUAACUCUAGUUAGCUAAACGUUACAAAACAAUAAAUUGACAACGAUUAUGCCAAGUUGUUUUUAACAAUUUAAAA
Messenger RNA from Drosophila navojoa, 2255 nucleotides. It is a transcript of the gene grp, whose product is annotated as serine/threonine-protein kinase grp. NCBI's taxonomy places the organism in Eukaryota, Metazoa, Arthropoda, Insecta, Diptera, Drosophilidae. Gene Ontology annotation, cellular component: cytoplasm. The record is from RefSeq and is a predicted model, not a curated record. Gene Ontology annotation, molecular function: ATP binding; protein serine/threonine kinase activity. Gene Ontology annotation, biological process: DNA damage checkpoint signaling; protein phosphorylation.